AUGAAGGUUAAGGCUGACCGUGACGAGGCUUCGCCUUAUGCUGCUAUGUUGGCUGCUCAGGAUGUUGCUGAAAAAUGCAAGACACUUGGCAUCACUGCACUGCACAUUAAACUCCGUGCCACAGGUGGCAACAAGACUAAAACUCCAGGACCCGGUGCUCAGUCUGCUCUCCGUGCUUUGGCUCGUUCCAGCAUGAAAAUUGGUCGCAUUGAGGAUGUUACGCCUGUGCCAUCUGACUCUACACGCAGGAAGGGUGGUCGACGAGGACGCAGGCUGUAA
Molecule: messenger RNA, 279 nt
Organism: Arctia plantaginis
Lineage: Eukaryota; Metazoa; Arthropoda; Insecta; Lepidoptera; Erebidae
Source: the annotation of a GenBank genome assembly